AUGUUACAGUUUAAUUAUUUGAAUUCUAUAUGUCUCUAUAGAUAUGUGACAGUAUGUUGUGUUUUGCAGGGUCUGGGAUCUGAUGAAGAGAGUCUUACUGAGAUGAUGUGCUCUCGCAAUAAUGUGGAGCUAGUGGAGAUCAAGAAAGUUUAUAGAGAAAUGUUUAAGAAGGAAUUAGAGAAAGAUGUGUCUGGAGACACAUCUGGAGAUUUCGCUAAGAUGCUGCUGGCCCUUGCACAGGCCAAGAGGAACGAGCCAAGUAAUGUGGUGGACUAUGAGAAGAUUGAAAAUGAUGCAAGAGCUCUUUACGAAGCUGGAGUGAAUAGAAAAGGAACUGAUGUGAUGACCUGGAUAUCAAUAUUUUCCGAGAGGAGUGUCCCACACCUGCAGAAAGUGUUCGAAAGGUAUAAGAGAUACAGCCCAUAUGAAAUAAAGGAGAGCAUUCGAAAGGAGGUGAAGGGAGAUCUGGAAAAAUCCUUUCUCACAUUGGGUGCUUAUCAGCUUUGCUUGGAGAACAAACAUCUAUACUUUGCCAGCAGACUCAAUGACGCCAUGAAGAGUAAAAGCAUGAAAGAGAAAGUAGUAACCCGCAUCAUCGUCUCCCGCUGUGAAGUUGUUCUCAUGAAGAUCCGUGCAGAGUUUAAGAGGAGUUUUGGAAAAUCUCUGUACCAGACAAUUUCAGAGCACACUAAGGGUGACUACCAGAGAGCUCUACUCAAUCUAUGUAGUGGAGAUGAUUAAACAUGAUUUAUAAUCUUCUGCUGCAGAUGACUAGAGCUUCCAGCACCGGAAAAAUUCCUACUCUCUGAGAAAACGAACUCCUUCCUAACUCUCAAUUAGCAAAAAAUGCAGUAUUAUUGGCAUACUUUGUGUUUGAUUGUUCCAUUAUGAUUGAUGUUAUUGCUAUAAGUAAUUAAACUGGUAAUAUAAUACUUAACAAAGGAAAAUAGUAAAUU
Messenger RNA from Myxocyprinus asiaticus (Chinese sucker), 956 nucleotides. RefSeq names its product annexin A2-like. The transcript is spliced from 8 exons. Bases 1 to 741 code for a protein of 246 amino acids. Gene Ontology annotation, biological process: negative regulation of coagulation. Gene Ontology annotation, cellular component: cytoplasm. The record is from RefSeq and is a predicted model, not a curated record. Gene Ontology annotation, molecular function: calcium-dependent phospholipid binding; calcium ion binding. Lineage: Eukaryota; Metazoa; Chordata; Actinopteri; Cypriniformes; Catostomidae.